Messenger RNA from Dinoponera quadriceps, 2251 nucleotides. RefSeq names its product inositol-3-phosphate synthase 1-B (gene Inos). The transcript is spliced from 8 exons. Gene Ontology annotation, molecular function: inositol-3-phosphate synthase activity. NCBI's taxonomy places the organism in Eukaryota, Metazoa, Arthropoda, Insecta, Hymenoptera, Formicidae. The record is from RefSeq and is a predicted model, not a curated record. The coding region runs from base 488 to 2047 and encodes 519 amino acids. Gene Ontology annotation, cellular component: cytoplasm. Gene Ontology annotation, biological process: inositol biosynthetic process; phospholipid biosynthetic process.
CCCUGCCGAUUAUCACGGAUGGUGUCGACGCUUCUCGUGAGAGGCGCCCUUGUCCGCGCUCCCCUUGGCGCCCGUUCGCGACCCUUAACGAUAGCCGGCGAACACGACUGCGCCGCAUUUGCGUUUCGGCAGUCGCGGAGCCGGCAUCGAUCGUCUCUCCUAAUCUCUUCCUCAUUUUCUUUAACACAACGUGCGUGUGCGCGAGUCGCACGUAAAACCGGCACACGAUCGCAUCUCGUUGCAGAACCCGCCCGCCGUAACAGUCUUGCGACACCGAUUCUCCGAGCAACGGGAUUAUUCGCCGGAUUUGUUCGAACCGCGCCUCAGGGUCACCGGCGGCAGCGCAUUCUGAAGUUCACGGGUUCAACGAAUCCAGCGGUCGCGGCGCCGAAUUCCCUCGAAUCGCCGACGACGACGACUCCGUCGUUUUUCGCGAUUAGUUCUCGUCUUUUCCCAUUCGUCGUCAUUCGACCCACCGCCGAGGGGGAUGCCGGGCCCGAAGGUGCUCGUAGAUUCGCCGAGAUUGCGGUACACGGACGACUUCGUCGAGGCAGAAUACGAGUAUCAGACGACGAGCGUGACCGAAACCGGCGGCGACAAUGACGACGAAAGUGCGUACACGGUGAGACCUACGUCGACGAAACUGCUGAUAAGGACAAUGUUGAACAUCCCUAAGUUAGGUCUGAUGCUGGUAGGUUGGGGUGGCAACAACGGCAGCACUUUGACAGCGGCCCUGCUGGCAAACAAGUUUAAGUUAUCGUGGGAGACGAAAGAGGGUGUGAAAUUUGCGAACUGGUACGGCUCGCUGACGCAAGCGUCCACCAUCAGGCUCGGUAGGUCGAGCAAAGGGGAAGUGUGCGUACCCAUGUCCAGCAUGCUGCCCAUGUUGAACCCCGAGGAUGUUGAGAUCGACGGCUGGGACAUCUCCGACAUGAAUCUCGCGGAAGCGAUAGCGCGCGCCAAAGUGUUGGACAUGAAUCUGCAGCUGCAGCUGCGGCCGCACAUGGCACAUAUGCGGCCACGCAAGAGCAUAUAUUAUUCCGACUUUAUCGCCUCGAACCAAGGUGAAAGAGCGAACAACGUCAUUUCGGGGACCAAGUCCGAGCAGUUGGAGCUGAUUCGCAAAGACAUCGUGCAGUUCAAGGCGGCGAAGAACUUAGGCCAGGUGAUCGUCCUGUGGACCGCCAAUACCGAGAGAUUUUCCGAGAUAAUCGCAGGUGUUAACGACACGGCUGACAAUUUGCUGAAGGCGAUCGAAGAGGACCAUUCGGAGAUCAGUCCUAGUACUAUGUUCGCUGUGGCAGCGGCUCUAGAAGGAUGUACUUACAUCAACGGCUCGCCGCAGAACACGUUCGUGCCGGGCGCCUUGGAGUUGGCCGAGCGGCAGAAAACCUUCGUCGGCGGCGACGAUUUCAAAUCAGGCCAGACCAAGCUGAAGUCUGUGCUUGUGGAUUUCCUCGUGUCGGCCGGCAUCAAGCCGGUAUCGAUCGUCAGCUACAACCAUCUGGGAAACAACGAUGGUUAUAAUCUGUCCGCGCCGCAGCAGUUUCGCUCGAAGGAGAUCUCCAAGAGCAAUGUCGUGGACGACAUGGUGGAGUCCAACAGGAUCCUCUACAAGACCGGAGAGAAGCCCGACCAUUGCGUCGUUAUCAAAUACGUUCCCUACGUUGGCGACAGCAAGAGAGCUAUGGACGAAUACACGUCUGAGAUCAUGCUUGGCGGCCACAACACUAUCGUCAUUCAUAACACGUGCGAAGACUCGCUCCUAGCAUCGCCCAUCAUACUCGACCUGGUGAUUCUCGCCGAACUCUGCUCUCGUAUCACUUUUAAACAAGCGGACGACGAAGCCGGAGAUUUCUCCGGCUUCCACAAUGUCCUGUCAAUAUUAUCUUACUUGUGCAAAGCUCCCCUUGUACCUCGGGGAACUCCGGUGGUGAAUGCUCUCUUCCGACAACGAGCUGCCAUUGAGAAUAUCCUGAGAGCUUGUUUAUCCUUGCCACCGGAGAACAGCAUGUUGCUGGAGCACAAGGUCACUUUCGAGAUAUAAGAGAGCUGAGAAGGCUGGAACAAUCGUCCUCGUCAGAGAGGAGAAAAGUCCGCGAUGUGUCUUUUAGUUCGGUUUGCGAUCCCUUUCUUUUUGAAUCCGAUAUAGAGAGUAGAAAUUCAUGAUAUCGAUCGAAAUCGAGUCGAAGAUUGCAAGGGACGAGGAGAUGAGAAGAAGGCAAAAUUUUGCGAGCUGAUCCCCCCCCCC